AUGGAGAUGGACGGCGCCUGCGAGUCGCCCGCGGAAAAAGGCGGAGAGACGGGGGCGCCCGACGAGGUGGCCGCAGCCCCCGCGGGCCCUGGGGCCCCCGACGCGGACGGACACCCUGAGGAAACGGACGCGGACGGAGACGGGGACUUGAAAGAAGCCGCAGCUGAGGAAGGCGAGCUCAAGAGUCAGGACAUCUCAGAUUUAACAGAAGUUGAAAGGGAGGACUCAUCAUUACUUACUCCUGCAGCCAAAAAGCUGAAAAUAGAACCCAAAGAAAAGAAAGAGAAGAAACAGAAAGUGGAUGAAGAUGAGAUUCAGAAGAUGCAAAUCCUGGUUUCUUCUUUUUCUGAGGAGCAGCUGAACCGUUACGAAAUGUACCGCCGCUCAGCUUUUCCUAAGGCGGCCAUUAAACGGCUGAUCCAGUCCAUCACUGGCACCUCCGUGUCUCAGAACGUGGUUAUUGCUAUGUCGGGUAUUUCCAAGGUUUUCGUCGGGGAAGUGGUAGAAGAAGCCCUGGAUGUGUGUGAGAAGUGGGGAGAAAUGCCACCACUACAACCCAAACACAUGAGGGAAGCUGUUCGGAGGUUAAAGUCGAAGGGGCAAAUACCCAACUCGAAGCACAAAAAAAUCAUCUUCUUCUAG
Messenger RNA from Pipistrellus nathusii (Nathusius's pipistrelle), 642 nucleotides. Lineage: Eukaryota; Metazoa; Chordata; Mammalia; Chiroptera; Vespertilionidae. The record is from the annotation of a GenBank genome assembly.